AUGAGUGAUAGAAGAGCAAAAGGGUUAUGUUAUUUUUGUGAUGAACCCUUUACGCCUGAGCAUGGUUUGAGUCAUAAAACACUACAGUUGCAUGUGAUGGAAGUGGAUGAGUUACAGGAGGGUGCAGAGGAAGAAGUGUCGCUUGAAAACUCAACGGGGUCCAGCUCUAUAGAUCCUCAAAUUUUUGUCCAUGCCCUCAUGGGAAUUGCCAAUUUCCACACCAUGCGUGUGACAGGCUACCACCAAAAGAAGCCUCUCCAUGUGUUGAUUGACAAUGGGAGUACCCAUAAUUUUCUGGACAUUGAGGUGGCCAAGAGAUUGGGUUGCAAAAGUAAUGCUUUUGAUUCCUUGAGUAUGGUGGUUGCUGAUGGUACACAGUUAAACGUGUUUGUUGUCGUUAGAGGAUUCCAAUGGGGAAUUCAGCAAACCAAAUUCACUUCUGAUAUGUUACUCAUUCCAUUGGGAUGCUGUGAUUUGGUCUUGGGAGUGGAGUGGCUGGUUUUCUUGGGUGAUAUUGUAUGGAAUUUUAAUAAGUUGCAGAUGGAGUUCUAUGUUAAGGGAAGGAGACAUGUGUUAAGAGGGGCCUCUACUGGAUUAAAAACAGUUAAGAGGCAACAAUUGGGGAAGGCUAUGUCAACUGGUGUUCAUUUGUCAAUUUUGCAAGUAUGUGAUGGACAAAGGGGUUUUUUGAACUCAUUUACAACUCAAGCUGUUGAUAAAGAAGUCCCUCCUACUCUUGCCAAGUUAUUGGAUGAGUUCUCUUAUUUAUUUCAAGAACCUAGUGGGUUACCUCCUCGCAGACCUGGUCAUGACCAUCGAAUUCCACUAGUUCAAGGUGUUGGUCCUAUCAGUUCUAGCAUUUUCUCCAAAAUCGAUUUGCGGUCAAGAUAUAAUCAAGUGAGAAUGGAUCCUGCUGAUGUGUAUAAGACUGCUUUUAAGACUCAUGCUGGGCAUUUUGAAUACUUAGUGAUGCCCUUUGGUCUCACUAAUGCACCUGCAACAUUUGAAGGGCUUAUGAACUUAGUUUUUAAGGAGUUUUUGAGGAAGUUUAUGCUAGUGUUCUUUGAUGACAUUUUGGUUUAUAGAUGUUCAUUGGAAGACCAUUUGCUGCAUUUACACAAAGUUUUGGCAACUAUGAGGGCGAAUUCCUUGUUUGCUAAGAGGACGAAACUGGCUUUUCAGCAAUUGAAGAAGAAGCUUACUGAGACUCCAGUUUUGGCUUUACCCGACUGUUCAAAAACCUUUGUGGUAGAGGUGGAUGCUUCAGGUUUGGGAAUUGGAGCAGUCUUGAUGCAAGAUCACCACUCUAUAGCUUACAUAAGUAGACAUUUGAAUCACCAACAAUAG
Messenger RNA from Glycine soja, 1347 nucleotides. RefSeq lists its product as uncharacterized. The coding region runs from base 1 to 1347 and encodes 448 amino acids. Lineage: Eukaryota; Viridiplantae; Streptophyta; Magnoliopsida; Fabales; Fabaceae. The record is from RefSeq and is a predicted model, not a curated record. The transcript is spliced from 3 exons.